AUGACUUAUACUACAUCCGCUUUACCUUUCUCUCUAUCCGCAGACUCGAACAUCAAAGAUAUUCUAGAGGCAAACGCUAAAUGGAGAAAAAGAAUGCAGGAUCAAUUUCCGACCCUAUUCGGUCUCAAUGCGCAGGGUCAAUCCCCCCACACAUUGUUCAUAGGCUGCUGUGACUCACGUUACAAUGAGACUUGUUUAGGCGUCAUACCAGGUGAAGCAUUCACCUACAGGAGCAUUGCCAACAUCAUUGAUCCUGCGGAUACUGGAUAUUUAGCAAUUAUAGAAUUUGCUGUCAACGUAAUGAAAGUUAACAAAGUUGUCAUCUGUGGCCACACCGACUGUGGCGGCAUUAAGACCUGUCUGAUGCAUAAGGAUCCUACCGCCUCCGCCGCUUCCCCGCCAAAAUUGUCCACCAACAACAUUACAAAACAUCUUCAAGACAUCGAUGAUCUGUAUUACGAACACAAAGACGCCAUUGUGUCGUUAGACGCCGACAAGCAGAUUUUGCACUUAGCUAUCGCAAAUGUUCGAAAACAAUACCUUAAAAUUUUGCAAAAUCCGACUGUCCAAAGUGCCGUGCAACAGAGCCGUCUACAGGUCUACACGAUGCUCUACCAUGUUGAUUCAGGCGCCCUGCAGGUAGUGAACACCUAA
Eremothecium cymbalariae DBVPG#7215 is the source of this 654-nucleotide messenger RNA. RefSeq names its product carbonate dehydratase NCE103 (gene NCE103). Gene Ontology annotation, biological process: cellular response to oxidative stress; carbon utilization; cellular response to carbon dioxide. The record is from RefSeq and is a predicted model, not a curated record. The transcript has a single exon. The coding region runs from base 1 to 654 and encodes 217 amino acids. NCBI's taxonomy places the organism in Eukaryota, Fungi, Ascomycota, Saccharomycetes, Saccharomycetales, Saccharomycetaceae. Gene Ontology annotation, molecular function: zinc ion binding; carbonate dehydratase activity. Gene Ontology annotation, cellular component: cytoplasm.